Dunckerocampus dactyliophorus (ringed pipefish) is the source of this 3448-nucleotide messenger RNA. It is a transcript of the gene susd2, whose product is annotated as sushi domain containing 2. Bases 90 to 2534 code for a protein of 814 amino acids. The transcript is spliced from 16 exons. The record is from RefSeq and is a predicted model, not a curated record. NCBI's taxonomy places the organism in Eukaryota, Metazoa, Chordata, Actinopteri, Syngnathiformes, Syngnathidae.
GCAAAGAUUUGGAGACGCCUGCAAUCAGCGGGCCAAGGUUUAUUGUGAUGUUGAGUUGAAUCAGCAUAUACUGUAGCUGAAACGAGAAGAUGGAAAAAGCGACAGCGGUAACGCUCGUUCUGCUGUCAUGCUUCAGCGGGACAUUUGGGCAGUCUUGUGAGGGCAAAUGUGGGCAAACGUCCGACUCAUGUUCCUGCCGCCCAACGUGCACAUCUCUGGAGAGCUGCUGCACCGACUAUAAGGAAUUCUGCGUGGAAACCUUUCCGCACUCCGGCUCCAUUUUGGGUGGGGUGGAUUUUCUUGUCCUUGAUGCAACUUUUAACAACGAUUCCCAAAUUGUAUGCAGGUUCAAUGGUGACACCAACACUGUAGGCUAUGUGGAUGAAAGCGGUCGGGGCCACUGCAUCGCCCCCCUGCUAUAUCAAACUGGGUGGGUUACCUUGCACAUCUCCUCCAAUAGCAGUACAACGUUUACUCGAGCUGGAGCCUGGCUGUCCGUGCAUACAGGCAAGUUAGACUCGAAAUUCAAAGCCGCUCUGGUCAACUCAACAAAGUGGCAGUACUAUGGCACGCCUCAUGUUGGUGGCUCCCUGGAGAUGACGUGGAACACAUCACUGGUCCGAGCAGACAGCGUCAACAUUGAGCUGUGGGGUUAUAGAGAGACAGGAACGCCCUAUUCAGAGCAGUGGCAGGCAGAAUGGAAGUAUCUGUACUCCCUGGCGAAACAUCAACCCAACAACGGCGCCUUUAGCUUUGUGCCACAACCAGCUCCUCACUUCUCAAGCUGGGAGCUCGGCGCAGUCCGUGUCAGCUCAAGCGCCCACGAUGAUGGCAUGUGGAAUGUGGAAGCUGCAUGGACAGAGGACCACGCCCUGGCCUGGCACCUCGAGGAGGAGUUCAGGAAGGACUCGCAGGCUUGGGCCCUGGAAAAAUGUUUAUCGUGGGACCAUCUAGAAAACGAGCUGCCAAACUUCCUCAGCGAGAUCAUCGACUGCCCUUGCACGCUGGCUCAAGCCCGAGCCGACACAGGAAGGUUCCAUACUGAUUACGGCUGCGAUAUCGAGAAAGGAAGCGUGUGCACUUACCACCCAGGUAGUGUUCACUGUGUGAGAGCCAUACAAGCCAGUCCCAAGUAUGCAGCGGGGCAGCAGUGUUGCUAUGACAGCAGUGGCGCUCAGAUCCUGACGGCAGACUCAAUUGGCGGCAGCACCCCAGACCGAGCCCACGAUUGGGGCUCGCCCCCUUACAGGAAGCCCCCACGGGUCCCCGGACAGUCCCACUGGGUCUACGACGUCCUCAGCUUCUACUACUGCUGCCUGUGGUCCGACAACUGCCACUAUUACUUUAAACACCGGCCCUCCAGUGACUGUAGGCGCUACCAACCUCCCAGCUCAGCUGUGGUGUUUGGAGAUCCACACUUCAUGACCUUCGAUGGGGUCAGCUACUCCUUCAACGGCAAAGGCGAGUACAGUUUGUUGACAUCGGCUAGGAAAGGACUGACAAUCCAAGGCAGAGCCGAGCCUGUCAACGGAACCACAAUUAACGCGACAAAACUGUCAUCCGUUGCCAUGAGAGAGGCGUCCUCUGAUGUCAUCGAGGUGCGACUGGUGCCUGGUCACAGCCGCCUUCAAGUGCUGCAAAAUCAAAAAAGUCUUCUGUUCACUGAGCAGAGCUGGAUGGACCUCAAUGGUGUGUUUGUGUUUUCUCCGGUGGCUACAAAUGUGACAGUAAUGUUCCCCAGCGGCGCCGGCGUGGAGGUGCGGCUCAGAGAGGAGACCCUAACCGCUACCGUGCUCCUGCCGGAAGAAUUCCAAAACUCUACAGAGGGACUUUUGGGAAACAUGAACGGCAACGCCACGGACGACCUUGUUCUCAACAAUGGUCAGCUGGUGGUAAACUACAGUAACCCAGAGGAGGUGUUCAACUUCGGGGCCAGCUGGGCUGUGUCCAACACCUCUGCCUUGUUUACAUAUGACUCCAAAUACCUUUUGGACACUUAUUACCAUUCCCCGAGGCACGACCACAACUUUAUUCCAGUGUUUUCCAUUCAUGAGCACCCUGACGAUCCACUCUACAACGUGACGUCUGACAUCUGCUCUGGAGACGGUUCUCAGUUCUGUAGGUAUGACAUUCUGGUUGGUCGUGAUCUCAAACUGGGAAAUGCCACCAAAAUAUCUUUCCAGAGUCACAUUUCUCUCGUGGAGGACUUAAAGCCAGUGAUUUCUUGUGGUUGGCUUGCACCGCCACCCAAUGGCAAAAAGGAAGGUACAACCUACUUGCAGGGGGCCAAAGUGCGGCUUUCUUGCCAUGAUGGCUUCACGCUGGAAGGGUCUGCCGAACGCACCUGCCAGGGGGACGGCCGCUGGUCUGGAGGGGACACGAGCUGCGUGCUUUCAAGUAAUUUAGCCGGCAUUGUCGCUGGUUCAGUUAUUGGUGCUGUCACACUAAUUAUAAUAAUAACAACGCUUAUCCUCCACUCCAGAAGACGGAAAAGGAGACAGUCAAAAGAGACAUUUACAAAUGCUGCCCUUUAACCAGGAUUCUGUUUUUCAUGCUCUUAAAUAAGUCAAUAUUUGCUAAAACUCACAAUGCAGCAUUAAAACUCAUUGUUAAUGCCACAGUAAAAAUGCACUAUUUGUCUGUCAGACUACAAUUCAUUAUCUACUAUCUAUCAUCAUAUUACACAUCUUUAUACAGCAUCAAUAUAUUGUUCUCAAACAGAUUUGUUUGUACAGUAGAUCGAAGAUGUGCUAGAAUAUGUUGUGUGGCGAAGUACGGUCCAAAACACAGAUUAAAGUUCAUUAAAAUCGGCGUGUUAAGUGAUUGUGUAAUUACUUUAUGAUUGCAGUGACUCAUUGUUGAUCAGAUAACAACAAUACUUUAAUGUUGUGUUGCUCAGAUGAGUUUGUUUCGGACUAAAUCCCAGUUCAUGAACGCCAAUAAACACACAGGUGGUGCCAAUAUGAUUGUGUUUGAGUGGCGGACAGCUCCAUUGAUGUUCCAUAGUCCAACAAUAACAAAUGAAUUAUUACCUUUAUCCAGAUUCUCACCAAAACAGGGUGGGUUCUUCUUUGACCUAUGCAUGCGCUACCCCUCCAGAUAAAACACAAUUAGGAAUAAUAAAGAAAUUACAGCAAAUUAAUCAGAAUAACGUCAUAUUAAUCUGAGCUGUUACAUUAAUCUGAAUAACAAACUAAUCGGAAACAUUUUAAAUUAAUCUCAAUUAGAUCAAAUUCAUCUAAACAUUAAAUGUAUUCAAAUAUCUAAUCUAAAAUGAAAUCUGACAAAAAUGAAACAAAUCAGAAUAAAAUUAAAAUAACUAAAAAAAAACUAUAGUCCGAGUAAAAUUCAGCAAAUCUGAUUAAAAUUAAAGAACAACUGUAUUGAUCUCAAUAAAAUUUAACUUAUCUGACCAAAAUAAAGUAGUCAGAAUCAAAUUAAUGUGAAU